Messenger RNA from Parnassius mnemosyne (clouded apollo), 4856 nucleotides. The record is from the annotation of a GenBank genome assembly. NCBI's taxonomy places the organism in Eukaryota, Metazoa, Arthropoda, Insecta, Lepidoptera, Papilionidae.
AGAAAUGCGUCAAUUUAUAGGGGUAGUAUAUAUGAUGUCACUGAUUCAGCUACCCAGAGUGACCAACCACUGGAGUUCCGUCUUGGGUACACCUGUAAUUCAACAGACCAUGCCUUCUAAUAAAUUUGAAAAGAUUAGACAAUAUCUGCAUUUUAAUGAUAACACUAAAUGUCUACAUAGGACCCACCCUGACUCCGAUAGGAUCUUCAAAAUUCGCCCAGUCGUUGAUGCCUUGAACGAAUCUUAUGGUAAAGUUCCAUUAGAAAAACAACUUCGUGUAGAUGAGCAAAUUUGCUCUACAAAAGCGCGUAACAUGCUGAAAAGGUAUAAUCCCAAGAAACCGCAUAAGUGGGGUUAUAAAUUAUAUGUUUUGAGUGGUGUUUCCGGUUUUGCUUAUACAAUAGAGAUUGAAUCUGGCAAAGAGAAUGUUGUCAGACCCGACGAGCCAGAUUUAGGAGCUUCUUCCAAUGUAGUAGUGAGAUUAUCGCGUAUGAUUCCGCGACACCAAAAUUACAGGCUCUAUUUCGAUAACUACUUCACAUCCUUGCAUCUUUUGGAAUAUUUAGCAAAAGAAGGUAUUCUUGGGCUAGGUACUAUUAGAAGGAAUAGAAUACCUGACUGCAAGCUGUCGUCAGAAAAAGAGAUUAUGAAGAAAGAUCGAGGAUAUUCUGAAGAGUACAUAGCUGAUGUCAACGGCGUCGACGUGUCAACGGUUGUAUGGAAGGACAAUAAGCUUGUUACAUUGGCUUCCACAUUUACUGGUCUAAAUCCUAUAAGCGAAGUCCGGAGAUACGACAAAAAGAACUCAAGAUACAUAAACAUCCCGCGACCUAAUGUUGUGAGCGAGUAUAACCGUCAUAUGGGCGGUGUGGACCUUGUAGAUAGCAUUAUGGGCAUCUACAAGAUAAAACUGAGAAGCAAACGUUGGCAGAUGCGUCUCUUCUAUCACUUCUUAGACCUAACAAUGGCUAAUGCAUGGCUGUUCUAUAAAAGAGUCUGCAAGUAUAAAAACAUUCCCAACAAGACCAUCAUGGCAUCUGCAGAUUUUCGCCUGGAAAUUGCCGAAACAUUGUGCAAGAUGGGGGUGAUAACGGGUUUAACAAUACGCCGAUCUAUUGAAGGUCAAAUCCUAGCAAAGAAACACAAAGGACCUGCCCAACAUGUACCUCCACAAGCAGUCCGCCAAGAUCAAGUCGGUCACUGGCCUCAAUGGGCAGAAAAAAAAAUCCGUUGUAAGUUCCCAAAGUGUGCUGGAUUUACUCAUACGGUGUGUGAUAAAUGCGGCGUAGCUUUAUGUUAUACCAAAAACAAAAAUUGUUUCAGGAAUUUCCAUCUGUUGUAACUGAUUUACAUUCUUCUCAAUUAAAGUGAUAUUAACUAAUUUUUACUGUUGUAACUCAUUGUUGCCUAGGAGCUACACUCCCUUUUUUGUAGUAUUAUGCUUGAUUUAUAAAAAAUUACAUAAUUUUAAAAAAUACGUAUUUUAUUAAUUUCAUAAUCCUAUCCGAUUCCAUGAAAAAUAUGUAAUUUUAAGAUUUUGAGUUAUAGAGGGUUAAUAUAAAAUAUAUCUAAUAUUUCAGAAAGGAACUUUAAUCCUUACAUUUUCCGAUUGAAUUAAUCCCCCCCCCCCCCCUUCCCUCCCCGUCAUGGAAUCUGUCAAAUAUUUCACCUCAUUACUAAGUGUUGCUGCCCUGGUGUCAGAAAUGUCGUGGCCCUCAAUACAAAGUUGAAUUGAAAGUAUAUUAGAAAACGUUACCUUCAUGAAUGUUUGACUUGUUACAUGAGAGAAAACUAAAUUUUGUUAUCAAUGGCUAAAGUUGUGGCAGGUAUUUUGUUAGUAUAAGGCUAAUGGCAGUAUUUCUAUAGUAAGUAUAGGUGCUUUAAAUUUUCUGUAAUCCCAGUGUUCGUAACCCGUGCCGACACACGUUGAAUUUGAUGAAGUUGUGCCUCAAAAGUUAUAGUGUAUUCAUACAUUCAUACAUUUGUUAGACGAGCGUAGAUAGGUGUGACAUAUUUUUAUUAUGUCAGUUUGUAGAUUUUUAUACGAGCGUUUCAUAUUGUUCUAAAUGUUAAUAGAUACGUGAAUGUAUAGCAAGUUGAUACUCUAUGAAUUUUAAUAUAGUUUGGUAAGAGUUGUGCUCUUUUAGUUCUGCAAAGGAAAUUCGCUCUUGUCAGGUUGGCUAAAUUGCGUAUAAUUUAAAUUUUGCUCGUUUAAGGUGAAAGCGCCAGGGUAACCCGCGAAAUUCAAAUUUUAUUAAGUUUUUUGCAAUUUGUAGGUCAGUGUCAGGUUGUAUGUUUAACAAAAUAUGAUUCGCGACCGUAACAAACGUGGUAGAGCCAUGCUGCAGCUAUAUUAGUACUAUAGUUGUAGCACGAAUGGGUCGGCUCGACCGAGGAACGACUACGCUCUCACAGAUAUAUAAUACCAAAUAUAUAAUACCAGCGUAUAAUAACAGCUUAACACUGCUGUGUUUCGAAUGGUGAGUGGAGAGAACCGGAGACCCUUUUUACUUGAAAAAGAGGCAUUCCAUCUUAGUCCUCACGGGUGAUAACGCAUCUGCAUUUUGAUUCGCCAACGAGGAUAGAUGUAGAUGUCUAUGGGCCACAGCAACCACUUACCAUUAGGUGGACUGUGUGCUCGUUUGUCACCCUAUCCUAUAAAAAAACCGAGUAUGUAUUGGUGAUUUUAAUGACUCGUUACGGUCGCGAAUCAUAUUUUAUUAAACACAAUCUGACCCUGACCUGCAAAUUACAAAAAACGCGUGCCACCCUGAAGCUUUCACCUUAAGUAACAUUAUUUAUGUAAGUAAAAAUAAAAUGCGUUAAUAUUUUUUACUGUUAGACAUAUUAGCCACUUACGGUAUAUUAGGCGCUUCAUAUUCAAGUAUGUCUGGUUUGAUUAACUCUGUACAACGUCUGUUGAUAAAGUUUAUUAACAUAAAUAUUAUGUCUCUUAACCGCAAAAAGGAGCCAGCUUCACCUUGACCCCUUUUUUCCGAAAUAUAUCACUGGAACACACCGAUACCGACAGUUGUUGGGGUUAAGAUAUUCUGAAAACUCAACAUUGGGCGAUUCAUUGAGUCUAGGGCAAAAGCAGCUGCAAGGAAGUAAGAUGGUCUUGCAAAGGUGCCGCGGUACUUCACGCCGAGACAGCUGCACACUAUUAAAAAUCAAAGUCCGGUCGUGCAUUGACAAUUGCUUCCAUAUAGGCUGGUGCUACAAAAUGCCGCCUAGUGGCUUUGGACUAAAUGAAAAGGCGUGAAGAGGCGUAGUGGUUACCAAAAUUUGGUUAAAGCCCAUCUUUCUAGUUUCGAGCACAAGUACAAAGUAGCUAGCCUUUCGGUGUUCCACAGGAUACAUUUCGGAGAGUGUGCGUAGGAAUUGCAUGACUUAAUUUCUCUCAUCCUUUCACCAUCGGACAACCAGACUACCAGUCCACUCCACCCCUUUGUAGACGACGUCCGCGAAUUCGAACCGAACGGCUUGCUUCGUAGUGGAAUAAUUUGCCAGUAUUUGUUUCCGUCCGAUAACAGUGCAAACACAAUAAGAGCCAGACCUUGGAACUCAAUAUUAAAAAGAUUUUGUUCUCAAAUGAUGGCGUAUAUUGACGUACGCGGUUCCUAUAUUAAUACAUUUUCAUUACUUAUUUAUUUUAUGCUAUUUACCUAAAUGUUACCUAAAUAUUCCUGUGUGAAUUUCGUUAGCAGAGCUAAAUGUAUCGAAUGCUUUUGUAAGGAAUGUAUUAGAUAAUAAUUUAUAUUAAUUAUAUCAAAAAAUGAGUAUUAUGUGAUCACUAUAAUGUGCCAAUGUCUCUGUAAAAGACGUAGUUUAGUAUAAAUUGGAUAGCAACAUUGCAGGGAAUCCUGUUUCUAGUAUCAACGCAGUACUCGCAUGAAAAUUGUAAGUGUAUUACGAGCGUUCAUUUGAUGUUCUUUCCGAAACCACGUCUAACUGUUAGCCGUCACUGCGAAAAAAACUAAAAAGGUCAAUAUAUUAGGAAUACGCCACUUAAGAUAUUUAUUUCCCAUAAACACGGCGCAUGCUAUUUAUCUCAAAAAAGUAGGUAUAUAAAUCAGUUCAUAACAUCAUGUUUGGUAUGGCCGGACAUGUAAAAAAAAUAUCUAAGAAUAGUGGGCUAACUUCAUUUAUUGAAGUUAUACUUCUUUUGGAGCGUUUGGGAAAAAUGAUGAGAUUGAAUUUAUACGAUACGCGCGCGCACCGACACCUAAAAACGACACCAUUUAGUUGUUACGACGCGCGCGCACACUGACACCUAAAAGCGACAACUUCAGUGGGUAAUUGUCUAAAGUUUGUUUUUUUUUGACGCUAAAGAAGUAUAACUUCCUACGUGCGUACAUAAGUACACACAUACACACACUUUUUUAUAAUUUUUUUUUAAAAGUUCAGAAAUUCAUUACAAAUUUUGAUCUGGAAAGACAUACGAAGAAAGCAAAUUAAGCACAAGCUUUUUUAACACUCGCUAUACUGUUAAAAUUAAAUGUGAUUUUUUUUUAAUUUCUACGACAUACUAAAACACGCACCGUGCAACUAUUAACUUAGAAGAGUAAGAGUGUCAAAAUAGCUAUGUCUACACCAGUGCGCUUUCCUGUUCAUCUUGCGUCUUUCUCUAACGCAUGCCUGAGCAACCUGAACAGCAAAAUGAACAUGAAAGCGAAAUUGAAAGCGCACUGGUGUAGACAUAGCUAAUGGAAUAUAAAGAUAAAUACCCACAAUAUUCUCGCAGGCUUUUAGAAAAUAAUAAGUACCUGCUGCUAAUUGAAGAAACAGGAUUCCCGGUCGAAUCGAAUGGAAUUUAUUGAAAUUUAUAACAUAAUAAAAUUUAUUAUUAAUUUUGG